AUGCCAGUCACAGUCUUCCUCCGAAUCCCCCACCCUGACCUCCGCAUCCUCUCCCAGCUCCUCGCACAGGAGGGUCUCUCAGACGCCUCCUACUCGCGUGCUGUCGCUGUACUGAGGCUGGUAACUGCUGUGGUUCCGAAGUACCGCGCACUGUUUGUUGCUGACCUGGCAGAGGCGGCGCGCCAGCUCAGCUCGCCGGCCACGCGGGAGCUGCUAGAGGUUGUGGAGGGGGCGGAUGGCGGAGAGGGUGGGGGAGAGGAGGGAGCAGGCACAGCUGCAGCAGCAAGCGCAGCGACGGGGAGUGAGAGAGCGACUAUGGAAGGGCAGGAAACAGCAGCAGCAGCAGCAGCAGCAGGAGAAGCAGACGCAGCAGCUGGAGCAGCAUCGCAAGCACCACCAGCAGCACCAUCAGCGCUGGCUCCUGUAACGGGCAAGCCAUGGGGGUUGACGAGAGCUGGAGCAGCUACUCUCCGCGUGCUCAAGACCCUCACCUCGCUCCUCUCUCAACCCGCCUCCUCCCUCCCACCCGCAUGGGACGGUGACUCCCCUUCAGGGCCAGCAUCAGAAGCAGAAUGCCAGGCUGUCAUUUCAGACCUUGUUGCAUCGCUCCACCCCCUCUGGCAAGUCCUAUCCGAGUGCUGUGGCAAGCUCGAGGCUCGGUACAAGAAGCACCCUGCCCUGUCCGCUUCGGCCGGACCUGCAGGUUCGGCGGCGGAGGGCGCGGCAGGCGUGGGCGGAGGGGCGGCAGGGGGAAGUGCGGUGCCACCUCUGCCAUCAGCAGCACAGCAGCUGUUACCAUUUGUAGAGUCGUUCUUUGUGUUGUGUGACAAGACGAGUGGCAAGGGCAAGGGUGCUGCUGCUGGGGGAGCCGCUGAGCGCCACCGCCGCCUGCUCAACGCAUUCGUACGCGGCAACCCAGCCCUCCUAGAGAGAUCCUUUGCAAUGCUGCUCAAGUGGGCGUGGGUGCUGGAUUUUGACAACAAGCGCGCUUACUUCAGGGCGAGGAUGAGGCAGCUGCACGAGCAACCGCACUACGGCACGCUGCGGAUCACUGUCAGACGGCCGUAUAUUCUUGAAGACUCCUACAACCAGCUGCGCAUGCGCACAGCAGAGGAGCUAAGGGGGCGUCUGAACGUGCACUUCCAAGGGCAGGAGGGGAUCAGCGCGCGGGCUGAGCAGCCUUCUGGGCACACAAUCUAUCUCCCCAAACCCACUCUGCCUUCCUAA
This is a messenger RNA of Closterium sp. Yama58-4, 1227 nucleotides long. Lineage: Eukaryota; Viridiplantae; Streptophyta; Zygnematophyceae; Desmidiales; Closteriaceae. The record is from the annotation of a GenBank genome assembly.